Molecule: messenger RNA, 1546 nt
Organism: Durio zibethinus
Lineage: Eukaryota; Viridiplantae; Streptophyta; Magnoliopsida; Malvales; Malvaceae
Product: cyclin-U2-2-like
Biological process (GO): regulation of cyclin-dependent protein serine/threonine kinase activity
Molecular function (GO): protein kinase binding
Source: RefSeq, a predicted model, not a curated record
UCAACCCACUGUCGGCGAGCCCAAGGGAUGGUUAGAUAUACAGAGCAUUGGGUGAUUUUUAUAAUGUUGAAAGCUUAGCUGGUUUGUCUGUUGUCUGUAGUCUGUACCGUGGGUUUGCGAGGAGGAAACAUUCAAAUCUUUAAGAAAAUGAUACUAUUAUUACCUUGGCUUCCACCCACCUUCCAAAUGGCCCAAACCAAUGUCGUUUCUCUCUUUAUUUAUUCACUUUCACAGCUAAUUUAUCUGAAACCCGUCCUAUUCUUCUACAUCUUUCUAUAAAUCCUCAUUAAACCUCACAUUUUUUUCAAUACCCCACAGCCAAGGUCCCCCCUUCAUUUUCUUUCUUCAGAUUUCACGCUUAUUAGCAGUAUCUUUCUGCAAAUCCUUUUCAAAACUUUUUCAUUUUCUUUAGCCUCAAUCACAUUCCUCUGUGACCACAUACAGAGAAACGUUUUUUAACUCUCAAAAAUGGCCGCAUCUUCUCUUACCAUCUCCCCAAGAAAGCUUCGAUCCGAUCUGUACUCUUAUUCCUAUCAGAAUGAUGCAAACACCCCACUGGUGAUCUCAGUUCUUGCUUCUCUUAUUGAGAGAACAAUGACAAGAAAUGAAAGGAUUGCCAAGAACUGUAAAUGGGCAUUGACAAAAGAUUUCAGAAGCAGAGUUUUUGAUUGCCAUGAGACACCAGACAUGACAAUUCAAUCCUACCUAGAGAGAAUCUUCCGAUACACCAAAGCCGGACCAUCAGUUUAUGUUGUUGCAUAUGUAUAUAUUGAUCGGUUUUGUCAGGCAAAUCCUGGGUUUCGGAUUAGUGCAAGAAAUGUACAUAGGCUUCUCAUUACUACUAUCAUGGUGGCUUCCAAGUAUGUUGAAGACAUGAAUUACAGAAAUUCGUACUUUGCAAGAGUGGGAGGAUUGAAAACAAACGAAUUGAAUAACUUGGAGCUUGAAUUUUUAUUCUUGAUGGGUUUCAAAUUGCAUGUAAAUGUGUGUGUUUUCGAGAGCUAUUGCUGCCACUUGGAGAGGGAAGUGAGCAUUGGAGGAGGAUACCACAUUGAGAGAACUCUAAGAUGUGCUGAAGAAAUCAAAUCAAGACAAAUUGAAGAAAGAAGAUACAACCAGAUUGCUCGCAUUAUGUUGUAAUUACAUCGUUGAGGGAAUUUUCAUUCUUCCUGUUUUGGUUUUGCAAUGGGUUGUAUAAUUUAUACUAUAGUUUCUUGUGUACAGAUUAAUGUAAAAUUUGUGAUGGUUUUGGUUGAAAUUAGGGCCAAUACAGAGGAGUGAUGUAUAACUAUGGUAUGGUUUUCAACUAAUGCAAUAAUAGUAGUAUUUACAUUUCUUAAUUCCAUUCCCAUGGGUUUCCUUUUGCUUACAAAUUUGCAACCAAACAAAGCUUCGAUGCGCCAUUGGCAAGAUAGUGAAAUUUUGGGAACCGGCUGAAACUUGAAAAUUUAAAGCUGAAUGCGCAAUUCUUGGGAUUUAAUUAAGCAGAUUCGAUUUGGUAAAGAUCACAAUUUGGUUUGAAAUUUUAAAUUCCUCAUAUACAACC